CCUUACAUCGACAGAGAGUCGUCGUCUUCUGCUUGUUCUUCACCUUCCACCAGACAACAACACAAAGACAGCGCACUCUCUGUCUGUCUCUCACACACACAGUCGACGAUAACGGCCGUUUUGCAGUCUCCACUUGGAGGGAGUGACGCGUGAAGAACUUAAAACCUUUAAAGUCUAUUCAGACACAACAACUCCACCGCCACCAUGUUUGAGGCUCGACUGGUCCAAGGCUCCAUCCUGAAGAAGGUGCUUGAGGCUCUGAAGGAUCUGAUCACGGAGGCCUGCUGGGACGUCAGCUCCUCCGGCAUCUCGCUGCAGAGCAUGGACUCGUCUCACGUCUCCCUGGUGCAGCUCACACUGCGGCACGACGGCUUCGACUCGUACCGGUGCGACAGGAACCUCGCCAUGGGAGUGAACCUCAGCAGUAUGUCCAAAAUCCUGAAGUGUGCUGGAAACGAGGACAUCAUCACCCUCAGAGCAGAAGACAAUGCAGACACUCUGGCCCUCGUGUUUGAGACCAUCAACCAGGAGAAAGUCUCAGAUUAUGAGAUGAAACUGAUGGACCUGGAUGUGGAGCAGCUGGGUAUUCCAGAACCUGAGUACAGUUGUGUGGUGAAGAUGCCAUCUGGAGAGUUUGCCCGUAUCUGCAGAGAUUUGUCUCAGAUCGGCGAUGCCGUCAUGAUCUCCUGCGCCAAGGAUGGAGUCAAGUUCUCUGCCUCAGGAGAGCUGGGCACAGGAAACAUCAAGCUGUCGCAGACCAGCAAUGUAGACAAGGAGGAGGAGGCGGUGACAAUUGAGAUGAACGAACCAGUCCAGCUGAUUUUUGCCCUCAACUACUUAAACUUCUUUACCAAGGCUACACCACUGUCCAAGACUGUCACACUCAGCAUGUCUGCUGACAUCCCACUCGUGGUCGAGUACAAGAUUGCUGACAUGGGGCAUGUUAAAUACUACCUGGCACCUAAGAUCGAUGAAGAGGCUUCCUAAACACCCUUUCAUAAAAGCUCAAAGUGGGAGAAUAGAGAAAAGCAGGUGACUGGGACUUAAGUGAUUUCAAAGUGGUUGAUGAUUGUGAUUGUUCUGAGCUUUCAGAUCAUCUCCUCUGAGAUUGCACACACACACACACACACACACAGCAGGGGGAGAUGUUGUGUCAACCACAGUCAGCUGUAGGAAUGCCAUCUAUGUUAUUUGAUAAUACCAGUGCUUUUAUUCUGAAGGUACGUUCAGAGCAGCUGGCUGUUUUUCAUUCAGCCCCAGUGUAAAGUCAGCACUUUGUCACUCCUUUGUGUCUCUAUUUUCCUGUUUUGGGAAAGAUUCCAACUCCCACGCUCUCUCUUGUAGAUAACACAUUUGUAAAUACUUUCUGUGGUUCCGCACUGUCCAGUCAACCGCCCCAAUGUUUUUGUAUUCAUCAAAUCAGUCCAAAAUAAAUGAUUAAAGUUGUUUCCAAUUUCCA
Molecule: messenger RNA, 1459 nt
Organism: Solea senegalensis (Senegalese sole)
Lineage: Eukaryota; Metazoa; Chordata; Actinopteri; Pleuronectiformes; Soleidae
Gene: pcna
Product: proliferating cell nuclear antigen
Exons: 6
Coding region: 205-987 (260 amino acids)
Biological process (GO): regulation of DNA replication; translesion synthesis; leading strand elongation
Cellular component (GO): PCNA complex
Molecular function (GO): DNA polymerase processivity factor activity; DNA binding
Source: RefSeq, a predicted model, not a curated record